Thrips palmi is the source of this 906-nucleotide messenger RNA. RefSeq names its product UPF0598 protein CG30010. The record is from RefSeq and is a predicted model, not a curated record. The transcript is spliced from 2 exons. The coding region runs from base 131 to 802 and encodes 223 amino acids. NCBI's taxonomy places the organism in Eukaryota, Metazoa, Arthropoda, Insecta, Thysanoptera, Thripidae.
UCAUUAUCCACACGACUCGCGGCCGCGGUGGUAUUUGCACGAUUACCGACGACGGAACCAAGGCUAGGAUCGGAACAACAACAAGUACGAGACUUGGGUGUUUUUCUGUCGGAUCGCCUAUUGUCUCACCAUGACACUUGGUCGAGUGCUUCGAACUCUAUUGGCGAUUAAGUUUCCUGUUCCAAAUCAUUCAUGUCCACGUCGCCCUCUUUCUAAAAGUGUGUCUUAUGUGCAAGGGCAGGAGCCCGAAACAGGGGUUCGCGAGUACUUCUACUACAUAGAUCACCAUGGAAUGCUAUUUCUAGAUGAUUCAAAAAUUAAAAACUUCACAUCAUGUUUUAAGGAUAAGCAAUUUCUUAUCUUUUUCUUCCGAAGACUGAAAAAGAAUAACACUGGCAGAUACGAAAAAUAUUUUCCAUUUUGGUCAGACUGCGGGAAAGAACGGAAUUAUAUUCGAGGCGAUGACUAUCCCAUUGUCUUUACUCAUAUAGCCAAGAAGGUUCCUCGAGGAGCCUCUGAAUUGGAAGAGCAUGUGUGUUAUGGACAUGCUGGUGAUGUUUUGAGUUUCAGAUUUGACCCAUCAAAAAUUUUCAUGGCAGAAUCAGGUCGAGUUUACCACCCAGCUCCCAGUAAUGGUGGUUCAGUUGGGCUGAUCAGUUCAAAAUUAGCCAUUGAACUCAGCAAAAAUUUCAUUUUUGAACAAGAUGGCAACCCAAGUCCUACCCACUUCAGAUGGAAUGAUCAGGUCCAUACAUUAGAUAAAAACUGGAUGGAUUCUAUCAUAACUGGCCAAACGCAAUAGCCCACCAAUGAGUGCAAUGUGGCAGUAAUAAAAUAUCAAUAUUUUGUGAUACAUUUUUUAUGAAAUGGAAAUUAAAUAAAGCUGUAAUUGUGAUAUCCAAUCAU